AAUCAUGGGCUGUAACGGUUGACACUUCUGUAUCUGUUAGUGAUUCCCAACAGAGAGUUCCUGAAAUGGCACAAAAGUUUCCAUUCGAGUUGGAUGGGUUUCAGAAACAAGCUAUUUUGCAUCUGGAAAACAAACAGAGUGUGUUUGUGGUAGCUCACACAUCAGCAGGGAAGACAGUUGUAGCAGAAUAUGCCAUAAGACUCUCACUCAAGCAUGGUACCAAAGCAAUUUACACCUCACCAAUCAAGACUUUGUCCAACCAAAAGUACCGAGACUUCAAGGACUUAUUUGGUAAAGAACACGUUGGUCUGCAGACAGGAGAUGCACAGUUAAAUGACAAAGCUUCCUGUGUCAUCAUGACAACCGAAAUUUUAAGGUCAAUGCUGUAUGAUCCUGAGCAGCUCCAUGAUCUAGAAUGGGUUAUUUUUGAUGAAGUCCAUUACUUCAAUGAUAAAUCGAGAGGUGUAGUUUGGGAGGAGGCUCUGAUCAUGCUACCAAAGACAGUGAACCUAGUCCUUCUGAGUGCAACGUUCUCUAACACUAUGGAAUUCGCUAGGUGGAUUGGGAAGAUCAAAAGGAAGAAAAUUCAUGUCAUUAAGACUGAAAAGCGACCUGUUCCUCUAAAGCAUUACGUUUAUACUGGAACUGAGGAGAUAGUUGAACGCCAACUGUUCCAAACGGUGGAUGUGACUGGAGAUUUCAGAAAUGAAGAUUAUGAACAAGCAUUGACUGCUGUAAUUCAAAAUGGAAUCCAGACACAAGCAGGCCUACCAAAUGUAAAGCAAAAAAAUCGGUACCCAUCAUUUGUCAAAAUGCUAGAGCAACAUAAAUAUUUACCAGCGAUUGUAUUCGCAUUUGUGAGGAAGAAAUGCCGAGAGAAUGCCAUAUCUUUACAGUCCUUGGAUCUGACAGACCGUAUAGAGAAAAGUCGAAUUAAAGUCUACUUGAAUUCAUCGUUGCAAACCCUGACACAGUCAAACCAGCAGUUAUCUCAGAUUCUUGAGUUGAGUGAGAUGCUGAUGAGGGGUAUAGCUUAUCACCAUAGUGGAGUCUUACCUCGUAUGAAAGAAAUAAUUGAGCGUCUAUUUGAAGAUAAUCUUGUGAAGGUACUGUUUGCUACAGAGACGUUUGCUAGUGGUGUUAACAUGCCAGCAAGAACAGUGAUCUUUGAUUCAGUUAAAAAGUUUGAUGGCGAGGAGGUACGCACUCUGAAUCCUGCAGAGUACAUCCAGAUGGCGGGCAGAGCAGGCAGAAGAGGCAAAGAUGACUGCGGUUUCUCCAUCAUCCUAUAUGAAGAGAGCAUGCAAGAGGUAUCAGUAUUAAGAAGUUUACAACAGGGGAAUCCUUGUCCUGUUGAGUCUCAGUUUCACCCCAAGGAUAAUAUGAUCUUGAAUCUAGCUAAGAGGUCUAAGUUUCAAGUGGAGGAUAUUCUGAGGCAAAGCUUUGCAGAGUAUUGCACAGAUUCUACAAAAGAGGAAGUUGCAACUUUGAAUCUUGAGUUAAUGAGGAUUGAACGUGUGCCUUGUUUAAUAUGCAGGAAUGAUCUUUCAGAGUACUACGACAUGUGCAAGAAGAUUCAUUCUUUAAGAUCAGAUUUACAGUCUAAAUGCAGUGUUGGACAAGUUGUUGUUGUCAACUCACGGGAACACAGGAAUGUUCUAGGAAUCAUCAUAUCAAAAGUUGACCCAGAUUCCAAGAAGUUCAAAACCAUAGUUAUGUAUGAUAAAGAAACUUCUAAGAGUGCACCAAAAACCAAGCUAAAAGUUCCAAUGGUGAGAGAAAUAUAUCUGCCCAAGAGUGAUUUCAGCAAUUCAUGUGAUGUUGUAGAGUUAGAAGAUGGUGAUUUUACCUUAACAAGAGAGGUUAUAUCAAUAGAUGCUACUACAUCAGAACAAAUUGCUUUGUCAAGUGUUGUACCUUCCAGCUUGUUCACCAAAAGAGCUAUGAAGAUGCUGCAUCGUUGUGCAAAAAGUGAAUCAACCAAAGGCGAGCCAAUGGAAUUCAUGAAUAUAAAGCAUUAUGAACGAAAGGUCAUAACAUAUCAAUGUCUUCAGUGCAAACAUCUACAAAGACAUUAUGAAAAUUAUGCAAAACGACAAGAAUUAAAGGAGAAAGUAAUAGAAGCUGAAGAAAAACUCUCUCAGAAAGAAAAAGAAAAUUUGUUUUUGCUGCCCCGAGUUAAAAAAAGACAAAAGGUGUUGAAAGGUCUGGAUUAUUUUAAUGAAGACAUGGAGAUUCAGCCAAAGGGCAUAGUAGCCUGCAACUUUAGUCAUCAUGAGGUCAUAUUGACUGAGGUUAUCUUUGAAGGCAUUCUUGAUGAUUUAGAGCCAGAAGAGAUUGCUGCAGUGUUGUCCUGUAUGGUUUAUCAUGGAAAACAACCUAGUGAAUAUGUGAUCUCUGAAAAAGUUGAUGAGGUUAUAGAGAAUAUCAAAUCCAUCGCAGAAAGAAUAGCUCGUUAUGAGCUGGAGUACGAUAGCAAUAAUGAAGUCAAAGAUUAUGAUGACCAAUUCAAAAAAUGUUUUGCAGAUGUGGUGUUAGAAUGGGCCAGCGGACAUUCAUUUGAAGAAAUCAUACAUCUCGCAAGUGAGAAUUUAGCUGGUGAUACUCCAGAAGGGGAGAUUGUUCAUAUAAUGCAACAGUUAAUUUAUACAUGUCGCGAAAUACGCAUUGCUUGUGAGAAUAUUGGCAAAUUAGAGUUUGCAUUUAAGAUGAAAGUAGCAUCAAGGAUGUUAAAACGGGAUAUAGUUGCUGUACCAAGCCUCUAUCUAGAGUGAUUAGAAAGCCUGAGAGGAACAUAUAGGCCUACUGGAUCACCAAUGGAGGUAAUGCAAUGGUUAAUUCUUCUAUACAUCAAUACAAAAGGCUCCUGUCCAUCCAGCUCAAAGGAAUUUUGCAAACAGUGCGCAAUAGUUUAGAUUUUUUACUUUUUUUUGUUUUUGUAUAUUUUUUUAUUUUCUUAAAUUUUUUCCCUCCAAGUUUUCCAUUAAAAAUUGGUACGUAGCACCAUAAACGCAAUAAAUAAAUAGAUAAAUAAUAAUAUAAUAGUGUAUAUUUGUUUAUAUCAGCCCUCUCACCAGAAUUUUUUUAAAGUGCAAAAUUCUAAAGGGUGGAUGUAAGUGUUACCAUUUUUGGUACAUAUUUAUGCUGUGACACGACGUACCGUGGCCCAUGUAAAUUUAAUUUACUCAAUACCCAAGCCGAAAUUCGGCAUAAAAAACGUGUUUUGCAUGAAGUUCACGUAAAUUCAAUUAACAAUGUUGUUUUAUGAUAUGUGAAAAUGAUUUAGUUUUUUAGUUUAUGCAAAAUUUGAUCUACUUUGAUGAUGGACAACCUUUUUGGAGAAUUUUGAGACCAUUUUGGUAUAAAGCGCUAUAUAAAUCUCAUUUUUUAAAGGAACCUACUGGUAAAAGAUUUGCUUGUCAUGGUUUUUAUCUUUCCAACAAAUUCUAACUUUUGUGUUGUUUGUAAUGGAAUAAAGAUUAAUUGAAUGAUUGAUAGUUGCUUUACCAAGCCUCUUUUUACAGUUAGGUAAUAAAAAAUAAAAACAAUAUUAAUUUUAUUAUCUGAUAUCCAUAGCAAGGGAAUUAUGUAAUUGUAAAUCAUUGCAUCAUUGUUCAAAAAUUUAAAUGGUUUUAAAUUCAUGGUGACCUCAUUGAAGUUUUCGAAGUCUUUAACAGUUGUACAAAAGUGGAUCCCAAUCUAUUUUGUGUAAUACAAGAAGGUAACAGAGGCCAUCCUCGUAAAUUGUUUAAAAAAAGUCCCUUUGAUGUAGAAAAGAUUUCUGCUAUUUUUGUAAUUUUAGACUACUGUUUUAGAUAAAAAUAAUAUUAGAUAGACUGUAUAAAUUGCAUGAUAAAUGCUUUAUUUUAAAAUGAAUAUGUUUUGUAUGGAAUAUUUUAUCAGUUUGAAAUUUGUGUAAGAAUAGUUUUUUAGAAUACUUUUUAUCAUAGAAACACUGUAUUAUGUUUAGUGAACUACCUAGUCUAAUAAUCAUGUACUAGUUUUUUAAUUAUGGAGUAUCAAUCAAUAACUAAAUUAAGCAUAGAAACUUUGUAAUGAACCUGAUUUAUAUAGCAUGUGCGUAUGUAUGUUUCGUAUGUACAUGAUGUGUUGCAUUGUGUUUGUAAACAAGCAGAUUCAAAAACUGUACACAUAUUCAUAAUGUUACACAAAUUUUUUUAAAUUUUGCUGUUUACUUUUGGAUAAUUGAUCCCUGUGUUUGCAAAUUUGAAGCCAAAUGAGGUAACUCAAAAUGCACCCCAUCCAACCGCCACCCAACAAACAUGCCAAUAGUGUGAAAUAUCAUUAUGAGGCUUUCUAGGUUAUAUAACUUUGUCCGAAUAAUACUUACUGCAAGGUUAAAAACCCUUUUUUAAACUGUUUUGUGAAAAAAAGGUAGUAGGCCUACUGCUGUAAUGUCUAUUAUUUAGUUUCUGCCUUAUUUGUGAAGGUUUCUUGAGUUGCAAACUUGAUCAGUUUGUUUUUGUUCUACCUUUACUCUAAUUUGCAUAGUAGCCAGGUGCUCUCUUUGUCAGCCAUUCUUUGUUUCAUUACCAGUUCAGUUCAGUCAUUAACACAGUGCAGAGCACACCUACAGUAGGUAGUGCAGUAAUACUAUUAGGGCUAGUAUGUGAUAGUAAAAUGAAGGAAGCUCAACCUUAUGGUGAGCUAAUUUGAUAUUAUUGUUAUUUGCUGUUUAAUUUUGUCUAGAUUUAGUUGUUCAGUUAAUGUGUAUUAGAAUGGAUAUCACAAUUUAUUUAUGCAUAUAACAGGAUGGUGAAAUUUCUUAGGCUUUAUUGUUGAUUGCCAAUCUGUGUUUAUGAUAGGCUAAAACUGUAUGUUGCUUUUUAUAUGAAUACUGUUGUUAAUAAUUUUGAUUGUUUUUAAUUAUUUUGUUAAUGAUUUCAGUAAAUCGGAAAAUUGGAAAUUUACGGAACUUGUUCAUCUAUUGAGGAAAUAGUGGAAAUUUGGUGGAAUAAAAGGCUGAACCGAAUUUGCAUUUUAGAGCUUUAUUGCUAGUACAACUGCAAUUUGUUGACUUGUCAGAUAAUAAACAAACUUAAUGAAACACUUUAAGUGAAGUGCUGCAAUUUAUAAGAUGUGUCAUUCCACUACUGUCAUUCUGCUAUGAAAUAUUAUUAUAGAUAUAAGAAUUAUAAAUUACAGUACUUGAAUUGUUAAUAUAAAUGUUGUAAGGUUAUACUGCUAUUGUGUUUUGGUGGUAAAGUUGAGAUAUGUUGUUUUUAUUACAAUUAAUGAAUCUGUAUUCUUAUUUCUGUAUUACUGAGUACUGUAUUUCAUUAUUUGCUUAUACAGCAGUAAAAUAUAAUUCAGUCUAUUUUUCAUACACUUUUUCAAACUAAUUAAAUCAGAAUACGACAUUGGUAUUAUAAUAAUAUCAAACAUAUAAUUAGUACAUCAUUGGUAAAGGUUAAAUAUUAAAUUUUCAUUAUGAUUUUUAAAGUCUA
Messenger RNA from Anneissia japonica, 5468 nucleotides. Its product is annotated as helicase SKI2W-like. Gene Ontology annotation, biological process: nuclear-transcribed mRNA catabolic process, 3'-5' exonucleolytic nonsense-mediated decay. The record is from RefSeq and is a predicted model, not a curated record. Gene Ontology annotation, cellular component: Ski complex. Lineage: Eukaryota; Metazoa; Echinodermata; Crinoidea; Comatulida; Comatulidae. The transcript has 17 exons. Gene Ontology annotation, molecular function: RNA helicase activity; ATP binding; RNA binding. The coding region runs from base 66 to 2774 and encodes 902 amino acids.